Molecule: messenger RNA, 5112 nt
Organism: Pseudophryne corroboree (corroboree frog)
Lineage: Eukaryota; Metazoa; Chordata; Amphibia; Anura; Myobatrachidae
Gene: SLC30A9
Product: solute carrier family 30 member 9
Exons: 18
Coding region: 122-1813 (563 amino acids)
Biological process (GO): zinc ion transport; intracellular zinc ion homeostasis; transmembrane transport
Cellular component (GO): endoplasmic reticulum; membrane
Molecular function (GO): monoatomic cation transmembrane transporter activity
Source: RefSeq, a predicted model, not a curated record
GGCUACAAGAAGAUGUCCUCCUGCUGGGAGACAGAAACCCAUGAGGCGGCGUUUUGGCUCUAGCGCACCGGGUCACUGUCAGCUGUAUGGGCUGGCACGGAGGGAGCAGUAGUACAUUACUAUGGCGGGGGUGUCUGCACAGAGCCGGGGCUGGUCCUCACUCUGCGGCCUCUACCUGCGCCUGCAUGCGGUGCGGCCGGGCGGCGGGUGGGCCUGUCACGGAUGGCAACACUCCCUGAAGAGUAGAGGGGUCUUGUGUGUAAUGCCACCUAGCCGUCUGCCAGUCCAAGCACAAAUCAGAUUGUAUUCUUCUAAUGACCUGAAAGAAGGAAGUGGCUCCCCUGCUGCUGCCAGCGCCCCAGACAAAUCUACAGCAGGACCGGAUUCCAGCAAACCGGAGCAAAAAAGCACUUUACUCCCAGAGUCUAUUCAGGUUAAAGUUAAAGCGGUGUUAAAAAAGCGAGAAUAUGGAGCUAAAUACAUGAAGAAUAACUUUAUUACCGGGGUACGAGCAAUGAAUGAAUUCUGCCUUAAACCCAGUGACUUGGAGCCACUGCGGAAGAUUAGACGAAGAAGCCCUCAUGAUGACACAGAAUCGUUUACGGUGUACCUAAGAUCAGAUGUAGAAUCAAAGGCUAUGGAGGUUUGGGGGAGUCCUGAAGCUGUUUUCAGGGAACGGAAAUUAAGGAAAGAAGAAGAGAUCGCUUAUAGAGAGAAUGUAUUUAAAAACCAGAAACUUUUAAAAGAAUACAAGGACUUUCUAGGACAUACCAAGCCUCGGCUGAGCACAGCGUCCAUGUUUACGAAGGGUCCUGGUAAAGUUGUAAUGGUUGCUAUCUGCAUAAACGGAUUAAACUUUUUCUUUAAGCUUUUGGCCUGGGUGUACACGGGUUCUGCCAGCAUGUUUUCUGAAGCAAUUCACUCCUUAGCUGAUACUUGUAACCAGGCACUGUUGGCAGUGGGUAUCUCACAGUCUGUACGGACACCUGAUCCUGGGCACCCGUACGGCUUUACAAACAUGCGCUAUAUUGCUUCCUUGAUCAGCGGUGUUGGCAUUUUUAUGAUGGGCGCUGGCUUGUCGUGGUACCACGGCAUCAUGGGCCUACUUCAUCCACAGCAAAUUGAAUCACUUCUCUGGGCAUAUUUUAUUCUAGCAGGAUCAUUAGUUUCUGAAGGAGCUACACUCCUUGUCGCUAUUAAUGAAAUUAGGAAAAGUGCGAGGACAAAGGGAUUGUCCUUUUACCAAUAUGUGAUCCAGUCCCAUGACCCGAGUACUAAUGUAGUGUUGAUGGAGGACGCUGCAGCAGUUUUAGGAGUGAUCAUGGCUGCCUCUUGUAUGGGUCUGACAUCACUAACAGGGAAUCCAUAUUAUGACAGCCUGGGCUCCUUGGGAGUGGGGACGUUGUUAGGAGCUGUAUCUGCCUUCCUCAUUUACACCAACACCGAGGCUCUUAUAGGUCGCUCCAUACAGCCGGAACAAGUGCAGCGUCUGAUUGAAUUCCUGGAAAGUGACCCUGCUGUAAGGGCGAUUCAUGAUGUCAAAGCUACAGAUAUGGGUUUGGGUAAAGUACGAUUUAAAGCAGAAGUUGAUUUUGAUGGACGGGUUGUGACACGAUCAUACUUGGAAAAGCAAGAUAUAGACCAGGUUUUGCAUGAAAUCCGCCAGGUGAAGACUCCAGAGGACUUAGAAGCUUUUAUGCUCAAACAUGGAGAAAACAUCAUAGACACGUUAGGAGCUGAAGUAGACAGACUUGAAAAAGAAUUGAAGCAAUGCAAUCCUGAGGUUCGGCAUGUUGACUUGGAAAUUUUAUAGGAGCGGAAAACAUUUCUAUUCAUGCAAUUUUUAGAGGAAGAGAAACGGAGACUGUACAAGAAGCUUCAUUUUAUUUUCUGUGUGCAUGCUCCAUGACUAAAUUGUAAAUGAGUGCAUAUUGCACUGCAAUGCAAAUGCUCUGCAUAAUAAGUCAUGUUUACAAGAGCAUCCUAGAGUCCAUUGUUGUAAAAUGAUUUGCAAUCCCUUUUGGUGCAGGAUAAAACAAAGCUAAUGUUAUUUAUUUGUGGAACUGCCUCACUGAAGUACACCACAUUGUUUUAUUUCAUUCCAUCUUCAUGCACAAAACGAUAUUUUUAUUAUUUUUUGUUUUGUAAAUAUAUUUUUUUAUUUUGGUUGAAAGCUUGAGAUAAGAAACCGAUAUUUUGCACUCCCGCAAAUUUUGCCAUUCCUUGAACUUAUUUUAUGCUCCUUGUACAGGACAAUAAUCUUGAUUGAUUCAUUCUAUUUGAGGACACGGUCAGUGCAACAAGUUAGCUGGCAUAAUAAUAGGACUUCUCCAGUAACGUAGUGGAAUCUAUGCCUUCAGUACAGCAUGCUAUAGACUGGUAUUUAGUGUAGGAUCCUGUAGAUGUACACUACAUAACUGAGGUCACACCAUAUGUUUCCCACUCACUGAAGACCAUCAUAUAACAUGUCUAUGCUUGCCUCUUUUUAAUUUGAAUUUAGAAUUAUCUGUUGUGUGGAAAUGGUGGUAACGUUACAGAAUGAUGCUAUCGUAGGGGCAAUCCAAUUAUACUUAUUUAUGUAUGGGGCCGUGAGCAAAAAUAUGUGUCUCUGGUGCUCAGAGGGGUGCGUAUCUGGUUGCCAUUGCCGUUGUUUACACGCCAUUGCAAUGGUAACUCGUACGCAAGCUGUUCGUAACUAAUAGGAAUCCCACUUUUGGAUAGCACAACAAAUCUCUUCUGGUCCCGGUGAUGUCUGUAGCUUCUACUGAAUGAGAAUUCGUUCACAUCUAUCCAUUGUUAAUGUGCUUCUCAGCUGCUCACUAAUGCUGAAAGUGUAGGAAAUCUAGAUUUCUUAUAGAGUUAUUUCCACCAUGGAGCUAUAUUUACUAAGCGGUGGCGUUUUAAAGCAGCACUAACUCACUGCAUACAGCACGCCUGGCUUUACACAGUAUGUGAGGGCAGCCUAAAAUUUUAAUUCCCAACGUGCCGAGACCUUCAAAAGAUGCAGCUUUUCCCUUUGUGUAAACAAGCACCGAUAUGUGUGUAAUACCACUGUUGCCUGGAAGAAUCAGAAGGUCAGCAGCACACCUUCGCUUUAGGUGCUCUCGGUAAAUUACAUGCUACAAUACUUUUUAUGUCAACUUUCAAAAAUCUCGUUCACUAUCCACAUAUUUAAAAAGCAUUUUCCUCCUCCGGUCCUGCUGUAGCUCAGCUGUAUCUGACUGGGCAUUGCUAGCUCUUCUCUAACCUUAUCCUAGAGUUCUUAGCUUACAAAUCUCACAUCAUUUUCUUGUCCUGCAGUUUUAACAUAGACCAGUGGUUCUCAAACUGUGCCGUGGCACCCUGGCGUGCCUCAGGGAACUUGCAGCAGUGCCCUGGAUUGGUGGUCCAGGACCAAUUCCAAUUAUUUACGGUCAAUGUAAUAGACAAAACCAGUGCUGGUGGCUUCCAGUCAUAAAAUAUGUUGACAAAAAGAAGUGAAUCCUGUCCCUCACUAUGUAACUGAACAUGACAUAUAAAAACAAUUUACUAAUAUUUUUUUUCUUAAUUUCUCAAUAAGAAACUUUUGGCCUAGGAGUGCCGUGAAAAACAUUCUAAUACUCUAGGGCGCCGUGACUCAACAAAGUUUGGGAACCACUGACAUAGACUAUAUAAUAUGCCUUUUCUCUGUAUUCAUAAUUACAUGUAGGAAAUAUUUUUUUAAAAUUUAUUGAUAAAAGGACAUUUAAUGCUCUGAUGUCUGUCUGAUCUGAUUUGUACAGUGUGUUUUAUUGGGAGAGGAAUUUAAUUUCUUUUUGGUGAACUGCUUCGGUGACUUAGUUUUUUAAAACUGUAUAUAAUCCAUUGUACCUGUAUAUAACAAGAGAAUGUUAGGAACUUCCGAUAGCGGUAUGACUGUGGGGAAGUGUCCCAUACUGUACGUCUGUCAUUUAUCUUACAUUACAGAUAGUUCUAUUAUGAUCAUCUAUAUUUUUAUUCCAGUGCUAAUAUGACUCCUUUCUCUACAGGCUAGAAUGUCUGCUUAACCUGUCUCUUUCUCUACAUAGAUUGUCAAGGACAUUUCAGGGGAGCAGUAAUACAUAGUUUUAUGUCUACAGACCCCACACCCAGUAAAUUGCGUUUAUAACAGCCAAACUACAGAUAAUUUGUUUUUAAUUGUAUAGUCUGUAGUUGGCUGGGGACUAUUAUGUUGAUGUAACAAGCUGUAGAAAAGAGUGAAGUGGACCAGUGGAGAAGUUGCCCAAUCAACUUUGAGGUAGCAAUUAGGUAGAUUCUGAUUGGUUACUAUGGGCAACUUCACUACUGCGGGUUCACUUCUCAACUCUUUGCACAGCUUGAUACAUCAACCCCUAUAUACCUUAUGUUUCAAGUGACCUGACCGUAUACAUUUGGAUACCACGCAGAUAUUAGCGAGGACCUGACUACAAAGGAAGCUAAUGCAUAAUGACUGAAGACUUUAUAAUAUGUUUUUGGAAAAAGUGACAGGUCUAAUUUAAUCUGUUGCUGGUACAAUUUGUUGUGAUUAUUUCAAUUUCAAAGCCACUUGCGAUUGCAUAUUAAAUAUCACAUAUUACAUCCCCUCAUCUCUUGGCAUACCUGCGGCAAAGUAGAAGGCUGCUGGUAGGGUUUGCCAUUGCUGCUAUGACACUGCUCAUUGAGCAGCAUAGAUAUGUAUAUUUACCUGUGAUCAUAUCUCUGCUCAUUAUCACAAGGUGGGAUUUGUUCACAGAUAAUUAUACAGCAGCAUAAGAAGAGUGGUAAUCGAGUCCUGUGUAAAGCACAUUUAUUCUGAUGGCAUUCCCGUGUUAUAUGGAGGAUUGGGUGUGUGUUAGCUUACAUUAUUGUGUUACGUACUGUAGUGCAUAUGACAUACUUCUGACUCAUGGGGGUAUACAGUAUGUAAUAGAGCAGGUGUGUGAUGUCGUCCGAGAGUGCCCGUAUUUUUUAAACGGCAAUAGUGGACCCUAUUGCAUAUACACCAUGAGCUGAGCUGUCAAUUAUUUUAUUUUUUAUUUGUUUUGAUUAUUGUCUUACUGUAUGUAUUUACAUGGUCAGUACAAGAGUUUAAGGAAAAAAAAAUAUUUUAAGAAAAAAUAAAAUCUUAAAAAUGUC